This is a messenger RNA of Chaetomium globosum CBS 148.51, 1809 nucleotides long. RefSeq lists its product as uncharacterized. The transcript is spliced from 3 exons. The coding region runs from base 1 to 1809 and encodes 602 amino acids. The record is from RefSeq and is a predicted model, not a curated record. NCBI's taxonomy places the organism in Eukaryota, Fungi, Ascomycota, Sordariomycetes, Sordariales, Chaetomiaceae.
AUGUCCGGCGACCGUCCUCUGCUUCCUCCGUUGGAACCCGGUACAUUUAGGGGCGCCGACGGUACCAUCCGUCGCUUUCUCGUCAACCCCACCGGCUCCUCUUCCUCCUCCGAUGACCGAUCGACGGACAGCGCCUCCGAGAGGUGGUACUCGGUAAUCCGCCAAUUCCACCCCGACUUCUCCAGCUUCAAUCAGCACUUGUCUACCAAUACCCAAAGUACGGACUCGGCCGUCGUUAGAAUGGCCUCCAGCCCAGACGGAGACUUGCGACCGAGAUUCAACCGAGAUCCGCAACCCUCAAACGCCCCGCCUCCCCCAGCUGCCGCCUCGCCCGCUUCCCCUUCGCUCCCGCCGCUCCGGUUUCUCGAUCCGAGAGCGCGGGCCUCUCCUACCACGUUUACCGGAUCGGGGUCCCGCUCCAGCCGCUACCGCCCCGCUGGCCGGUACUUAGAUAGGGUUCGCUCGCACCUGGGCACCACCCUUGAUGACCUGAACCGAAACAUCCACGACACUGACGCACUACGAGCGUUGGUGGACUUCGCCAAUAAUCCUGUCAUGCCGCGUUCAUCCGCCGCCGUUUCGGACACACCGAACGACGUGGAUAUGGCCGAUGCGAAUCGCCGCAUCAAACGCCGAAAGCUGGAUACGGAGAGGUCCACCCCGACUUACAAGGGCUUCCGUUAUGGCAGAUACGGCCAGAUUGAGCCCGGUCAGCUCAGCAUGGAAAUCGUGAGCUGUGACGGGGGGCUUUACUCGGACGAGCACUCGUACCCACCCGAAAACAUCCUCAAAAACGACUCAUCUGUCUACUGCACCAAGAGCAAUCGCUGCAACAUUGUCUUGAAGCAUCAGGGCGGGACUGUGUUCAGCUUACAGGAACUUGUCAUCAAAGCCCCCGGGUCGAAGUUCUCAUGCCCUAUCCGAGAAGGCAUGGUAUUUGUGUCAAUGGAGUUGGACGACCUGCUCAACCGUACCGCACAAUAUCAAAUCCAGUAUCUCCCUGCCCGCAGUCACCGACGUGGGACCGUCUACUUCCGCCACGAGGAGGACGGCCUUCCCCGGAUACAGCGUCGGUCGUUGCGGGCGUACAGCUAUGGCGCGGAUGACGACGACGAAGACGGCGGCGGCGACGGCAGGACAGCACAGAUUCCGCCAGAGUUCACCGCGUCUCCGGCCCCUUUUAACGUUACCACCGUAUGUAGCGACGACGAAAGCGACGGCGAGGAUCACUCUUCAAACCUGCCUGCCUAUCGCCAGGCAACUCGCCAGCCGGCGCGCACCUUGCCCUUUGAAAGCGACAGCGACGACGAGGAAAGCAUCCAAAUCUUUCCCAACAACCGGCUCACGUCUUGGCCCCCCGUUGACGAGGACGAAAUCGACCACAGCAGCAAUGCCGCCGCCGUCCUUCGGCGGCGGUACCGCGCCUCCCGCUUCCACGGCGGUGCGUCUUCCAACAGCAACCAAACGAGCAACAACCGAAGCGGCAGCGGAAGCGCCAGCGCCAGCGCUAACACUGAUGCUGGUGGGAACGGCAUGACGCUCGAAGAGGCACAGGAGGCGUCGCAGAUCGCGACGCAAGAGGCCGUGCGGGCGGUCGGCGGCGAGCUGAUGGCGCCGCUGGCGCACUUCUUCAUCGAGAAGGACAAGAACAAGUGCACCGUGCGCUUCGACCCCCCCGUGAGCGCCCGCUUCAUCCUGCUCAAGAUGUGGAGCACCCACCAGGACCCGCAGAAGAAUAUCGAUAUCCAGGCGGUGGUGGCUAAGGGGUUCGCCGGGCCGAGGUAUUGUCCGGCGGUUGAGCUGGCUUAG